Molecule: messenger RNA, 942 nt
Organism: Symbiodinium necroappetens
Lineage: Eukaryota; Dinophyceae; Suessiales; Symbiodiniaceae
Source: the annotation of a GenBank genome assembly
AUGCUGCCCAGGAGCUUAGGUAUGAGAGCAUUACCGGUGCCAGACCCCGACGAAUACGACAGGUACGUUUUCGGGAACGAGUACGAAUUCGAGCCUGCGCUUAUGCCCUACGACGAAGACCUUUUCUUCCAACAGUCGUGGACAGGGAGUUAUCCCAAAUGUGUGGUGGCUGCGAAUACAGUGUCUCACACUUUCUGCAGCCGGGCUGAUCGUGUGGGGCCGGCAGACCGUCACGGUCGAUGUGUGAUUUGCUUGGAGAACUUCAAAGACGGCGAUUGCAUCCGGUCUCUGCGCUGCUUUCACCCGUUCCACCAAAGCUGCGUGGACAAAUGGCUGGAGGGCAGCCGGCUCUGCCCCAUUUGCAAGCAGGACAUCACAGGCUCUCCCUGGACACUGGCAACUGAAGCUGCGGCCUCCUCGGACUCAGGCUUCACCAGCAGUGACUUCUUUGCAGACGAACCAGGACACACCCCGCCCACCCCGCGCUUGAGGCGAUCUGCAGCGGAAGUGUCGGCACCAGCACAGCACCGACGGCCGCUGCCUGCAGAGUCUGCGCACUCAACACGGCCGCGUCUUGUGCAGCCUGUGCUUCGGUUUGAAUCAGGGCGCUCUGCACUGUCUGCCCUGUAUGCGAGCACCGCCUCUGUUCUCCAGCGCCUGCACCACGACCGUGUCUCCCAAGUGCUGCACGGAACUGCCUACAGUGCUCCCAGCACUGACAGCCGGGCAAGAUGCCAGGAACGGUUUGGUCGGGUUUCGGGGAGUGCUUUAGGCACGCUCGCUGGUGGCUGGCGCCUAGGAGGCCAGCCUGGCAGAUUUGGUAGCUUAGCCAGACCCCAAGCUGCGCUUGCGCCUUCGCCUUCGAGCGCAAGCAGUGCCUCCAGCGACACAGACGGUUCCAGCUCCAGUUAUUCGAGCUCAAGUUCCAGCAGUACUGACUAG